CAAACGCUGGCGCCAUUGCCGUCGCGAACGUCCAUUGCAAUUCGUUCUCAUUCCGCCUAGUGUGGUCGGUGACGUGGUGCUUUCUACAUCUUGAAAAUGUUGCGAUACACUAUUUGUCUGGUGUUGGUGCUCAGUCCAGUGCUAACCCGGCACGUGCCCCGCUUCGCGGAGCUCGACGCCGAGGAGCAACAACUGUACCGCGCCGCCUACGACACGCCCUCCUACGACCACGACGAGUACCAGGAAGAAGACCUGGAGCCAGGCAAGCUGGACCUCCUCAAGGACGGCCUCUGGGCCAUCAAGGCCAAGAUAAAAGAACUCAAGGCCUUCGAUAAAGCCCUGGCGGCGAACGUGCUCACCACCAAGCUGAAGCUGAAGGAGCUCUUGGAGUACCAUUUGAAGAAGAAGCCGAUAGAACUGGUGGUGGAGAAGAAGAAGCCUGUCAGUUAUCAAAGCUAUCCUCAGGCCCCUGCGUACCCCCCGCAGCCGCAGUACGAACCGCAGUACGCGGCGCCGCCGCCCGCCUACCACCACGACCACGACCCUUACUACGGACACUGA
Molecule: messenger RNA, 561 nt
Organism: Cydia fagiglandana
Lineage: Eukaryota; Metazoa; Arthropoda; Insecta; Lepidoptera; Tortricidae
Exons: 3
Coding region: 97-561 (154 amino acids)
Source: RefSeq, a predicted model, not a curated record